Molecule: messenger RNA, 765 nt
Organism: Priapulus caudatus
Lineage: Eukaryota; Metazoa; Priapulida; Priapulimorpha; Priapulimorphida; Priapulidae
Product: probable cysteine--tRNA ligase, mitochondrial
Exons: 4
Biological process (GO): cysteinyl-tRNA aminoacylation
Cellular component (GO): cytoplasm
Molecular function (GO): cysteine-tRNA ligase activity; ATP binding
Source: RefSeq, a predicted model, not a curated record
GCUCGGACGGCCGCGCGCAACAGCGGCAGCAUUCAGCGGCAGUGCGUACCCUUCCCGAGGGGUCACGACACGGGCGUCGUCGUGUUCAACUCGCAGACGCGUACGAAGACUCCGCUCGUGCUGCCGCACGGCCGCAUCGCCACGUGGUACCAGUGCGGGCCGACCGUCUACGAAGACCCGCAUCUCGGACACGCGCUCUGCUACGUGCGCUCCGACAUACUGCGCCGCCUCCUCGAGGAGUUCUUCGGCAUUGACGUUGUCAUGGUGAUGGGCGUGACGGACGUCAACGACAAGGUGUUCGAUCGCGCGCGUGAGCUUGGAGUUGACUAUCAGCACGUUGCGAAGACCUGCGAGGCACGUUUCUUCGACGACAUGGCCAAGGUCAAGGUGCUGCCACCUACAGUCGUGACGCGAGUCAGCGAACACAUUCCUCAGGUCGUCGCCUUCGUCUCGCGUCUCGUCGAUCGAGGCUUCGCGUACAAGACGCCUCGAGGCAGCGUCUACUUCGACGUGUCUCGCUACGGCCGCUACGGCAAGCUGAUGACUCACAGUGUUGAGGCGGAGGUGCGAGAAUCGCACGACCCUGAGAAGAAGCAUCCGCGAGACUUCGCGCUGUGGAAGGCGGCGAAACCAGGAGAGCCAACAUGGCGAUCUCCGUGGUCGGCGGGGCGACCCGGCUGGCACAUAGAAUGCUCGACGAUGGCCAGCGAGGUGUUCGGACGCAAACUGGACAUCCACACGGGCGGAAUCGAUCUGGUGAGCUAA